Elaeis guineensis (African oil palm) is the source of this 912-nucleotide messenger RNA. RefSeq lists its product as uncharacterized. NCBI's taxonomy places the organism in Eukaryota, Viridiplantae, Streptophyta, Magnoliopsida, Arecales, Arecaceae. The record is from RefSeq and is a predicted model, not a curated record.
GUAGACAGGGCUGUCCACCCUUCCAUAUCUCCUCUCUCUCUCUCCCUCCCACCACUCUCCUCUCCUCUCCCUGUCACCCAUCCCUCUGCGUGUCCCCUUAGAGAAAAACACUACCACGCUUCCUUUCAACCUCAUACAUACCUGCAUUUAAUGCCACUAUCUACAAAUACUCUUCUCCUACUCUCACCAAACUCCCACCCAAACAUCAGCUUUGCGACUAACAACACCAUGCCUUCUCUUAUUCUCCUCGUUCUCCUACUAUCUCUUUCUAUUAAUGCAUGCGAUGGCCGUCAUCUAAUUGUUCAUGACAAAGAUUUCAACAGAGCUUUCCAUCACUCAAGCAAGGAUUCUGCAGUCGUGAGGCUCGACGACAAGACUUCAGCCCCACCGAAGCAAGCGUCAUCGGAGGAAGAGAUUCGGAGCAGUGCAACCGUGGGAAGGCCGAAAGACUUGGAGGCUCCUAUAAAGGAUGUUGAGGCAAAGAGAGAUGCAGCAGUAUCAGGGAGUGAGGUUCUAAUGCCUUCCUCUCACGCUGGAUUGCUACGAACAACCCGACCAAAGGUGAGAUCGGGGAGGCGAGUGCAAUCAUUGCUAGAAUACGAGUCUAAUGAAGUAACCAUAGGGUUCAACGAGACGAAUGCAGUCGUGGACCUGCUAGCCAUGGACUACCCAAAGCCCCGACGAGGACCAUCGACUCACAACAAAUAGAAACCUACGCGGGCGUUCUACCACAACUUAUAUAACUAAGGAAUCAGGUUGCAGGAGAAAGUUGUUAACAUUUGAGGAACAAGGUUCCUUCAUAAGACAAUAGUGCUUAGUUGUUUGAUAAUUGUAAUAAAUCUAAAAUUAAGUAAGGAAAGGAAGUAUAGAAGGUGUGGCAGUUGGAUUUCUCAUAAAUGAAGCAGGCAGUUA